CUAAAAUUACAACUGCCAUUGGUGAUAAAAUUAAAUAACAGAUCCCCUCACUUAACUAACAGAUUGUCAAAAAUCAGCUAGUGCGGUUAUGAUAGUAGGCUAAAUCACUAAUACAUUUUCGUUAGUUGCGGAUGUUUCACCCGGAUGUAGCGUUCCAAACAGAACUUGAACGUCCUUUUAUUAUCGUAUUCAACUCCGAGUUCAGACGCUCAAACGGACCAUACACGUCUAAUCCUUUUGCUGUCCAGUUUUUAUUCAGCAUUAAAGUACUCUGAGGAAAACGAAAGUGUUUUUCGGCGAUCCACGCCGACGGCAGGCCUGAUAGCCCGCGUUGGCCACCGGGUGUCGCUCUGGAGAAAGAAAUGGCGCGGCGUCUCCCCCACCCCUAAACAUCUCCUCCAAAUGUGUGUAUGUGUGCGUAUGUGUAGCGCCGAGAAAGUAAGUCUGUGUUUCCAGCUGACUGCUCGCUCUCUCUCAGUGUGUGUGUAUGUGUAUGUGUGUGUGUUGUCAUUAUUAUUAUCCAGUCUGCUCCCAGCUCAGAAUGGCCAGAUUCACUCAGACUGAGACAAGAAGGGAGCAGCACCCACAGCCGCCCCAUCCCGCUUACUCCAGCCUGCUUUUCACUGGACCCGGGGCAGCACCGACCCAACAUCCACUCCUCCUAAUCCCGCACCAGCACCAGUACGCUCAGAUCCCAUUUCCUAAACCCAUGAACGGGUCAGAAUCCAUCUCCAUUCAUCCGGAGAACGGCACCAUGAAAGACCAAGAUGCCAUAAAACUCUUUAUCGGGCAAAUACCGCGGAACCUUGAGGAAAAAGACCUGAAACCAUUAUUCGAACAGUUUGGGAAAAUCCACGAAUUGACAGUAUUAAAGGACCGAUACACCGGCAUGCACAAAGGCUGCGCAUUCCUCACCUACUGCGCCCGCGAGUCGGCCAUCAAAGCCCAGAACGCCCUCCACGAACAGAAGACACUGCCGGGGAUGACUCGCCCCAUCCAGGUGAAGCCAGCUGACAGCGAGAGCCGUGGAGAAGACAGGAAGCUGUUCGUCGGGAUGCUGAACAAACAGCAGACGGAGGAGGACGUGUACCGUCUUUUCGAGCCCUAUGGAGUCAUCGAGGAGUGCACUGUGCUAAGAGGUCCGGAUGGAAAUAGUAAAGGCUGCGCCUUUGUAAAGUUCUCUACACACGCCGAAGCUCAGUCCGCAAUCAGCGCCCUGCACGGUAGUCAAACCAUGCCAACUGGCUCCGAUUCUCUCCUCCCUCAGGGCGCGUCGUCCAGCCUGGUGGUCAAGUUUGCCGACACGGACAAGGAGCGCACCAUCCGCCGCAUGCAGCAGAUGGUGGGCCAGUUUGGCAUCUUCAACCCUGCCAUCGCCCUGCCCUUCAGCACCUACAGCACCUACGCACACGCGCUGAUGCAGCAGCAGGCGGCCCUCAUGGCUGCCAGUCACGGAGGCUACCUGGCGCCCAGCGUGGCCUUUCCCACCACCCAGAUCCACCAGAUGGGGGCGCUCAAUAUCAACAGCCUGCCGCCCACCCCCAUGACCCCGGUGUCGGGUGAGUUUCAUCAGACACUGGCAGGCCUCAGCUCACCGCCUGCCAACAUCACCACAUCAGCCGUCCCCAGCAUUGUCACUCCUAUCGUCAAUGGCUUUACCAGCAUCCCUCACCAGCCCAACGGACACCCUGCGGUCGAGGCCAUGUACACCAAUGGACUGCCCCCUUACUCCACCCAAAGCCCCACAGCUGCGGACACCCUACAACAGGCCUUCACCGGGGUGCAGCAAUAUACAGCCAUCUACCCAGCGACCACACUGACCCCUAUUGGCCAAAGCUUGCCACAGCCACAGCAAGUCAUUCAACAGCAGCAGCAGAGAGAAGGUGAGGGACCAGAGGGCUGCAACCUCUUUAUCUACCAUCUACCGCAGGAAUUUGGUGACAACGAACUCAUGCAGAUGUUCCUCCCAUUUGGUUCAGUCAUCUCCUCCAAGGUCUUCAUGGACAGAGCCACCAACCAGAGCAAAUGUUUUGGCUUCGUUAGCUUCGACAACCCAGCAAGUGCACAGGCUGCUAUCCAGGCCAUGAACGGCUUUCAGAUCGGCAUGAAGAGGUUGAAAGUGCAGUUAAAACGGCCGAAGGAUGCGAGCCGCCCGUACUGACAGGGCCCAACCCACGCAGGGCUCUCAGCAACAGCACAGGAUUUGAAGAGUGAAAUCUCAAAAGGAAUUUAACUUUUUCUUUCAAAACAAACAAGAACAACACGAAUGGAUUUUUUUGAAGACAUAUCAGCAUUUAUUUUAUGAAGAUGUUCAGUAUAGAGGAGGCGGUAUUGCAGGUGAACCGGCACCCGUGGACAAACCACACUCGGCACAGAGCACGAAAGACAAGUGGAAGAUCUCUCUAAAGACAGAGAACUCAACAUGUCCUGUCUCUCGCUGAGCUUCGCACCGUCAGUCAAGCAACAAACAAAAAGAAAAAAAACGAGCGAGAACAACUUCGAUUUCUAUAUACAUAUUAUACACACAUAUGCUAUUUAAAGGAAGAGGCGCUUAUGGCUUUUAUUACACUGGACAAAUGAGGGUUAAACUUGAAGACCAAGGGAAAAUGCAGUGGAAAAAAAGAAGCUCUUCUUGUCCCGCUAGUGGACUUUCUUUCUCUUUUCCUCUAACCUUUUCUUCUGUCACCGUCUUUCAGCAAACGCAGGACAUUCUGUGGUCACAGAGGUUUCCAUGCCCUCAGUGAAACUGAUAAAUCUUUCACCCCAAAGGGACCAAAGGACCAAACAUUUUUAUUCCUCAACAGAAAUAUAUGGUAUUACUAACAAUACUAAUACUACAAACUACUACUAACGACAUAAGUUUAAAGAAAAAAAAAAAAAGCAUAAAUAUUCGCUUCAGGUCGGAAGAGGAAAGGGAUUUUGAUUUCUUUUCCUUUUACAUUUAUAGCUACUGGGUUUCAGAAUAUUUAAACAAAAUAGAAAAAAAAAAAAUGAAGAAAAAAAGUAUUUUAAAAGCUAUACUAUUUUAGUGGAGUAGAAUAUGUGGAUUGGAGAUUGUUAGGAGCAUGUUCAGCCAUUUUCAUCCAUGAAGAAAAAAAAACAAAACAAAAACAAAGGGGGAAAAUGUCCAUCAUCCAUCCAUGUCAGAAAUAGGCCCAUAUUCCAGAGAACAAAUGCUGAGUAUAACUAUAUAUGCAUGUGCGAAGUGUUGCUGGUUUAGCAAAACCUUGGGUAGAUAUUCAGUACACACAAACAAACAUAUUUAUCCGAUGAAAGCUUUACUUAUCGAGCAGAAUAAGUUCCUGUGGCUUCAACGCAAACUAUCCGCAAUAUAAACAGCUGUACCAUUGCACAGUUAAAUAAUGCGAAAAAUACAGUGCUUGACAGGGAUGGGAAAUUUUUUGUUGUUGUUGUUGUUUUCUGUUGUUCACCACUUCAGUGAUUUUUCAAGUGAAGUGCUUCUAGUUUGAUUUCAUCAGGUCUACGGCUGUGCUUCGUGAAGUAACGCUCAACUUUACUCUUACGAGGGACCUGUAGACCUUUCAUAUCAUCCAUUUUGUGCAUCUUUCAAGAACAUACUCAUCAAACAGUUGGUGCCAAAUGCUGAAUAUCAACUGAUAAAGCACAUUAAUAAGUAAACCAAGCAGUUACAAAGAUACCAAGCCUUAAACCCUUACACAGCCCACAAAAUGAGGUUCGUAACGGACCUACUGAAGGGACAAACUUGUUAUUGCUUACAACUUCUGAAGCACAUCAGAAUUUUACAGGGACCAUCUUGCAGCAUCAAAAUAAUAAUCAAAUUUAGCCUUGGAAACCUGCACAAUCAAUUCCACAUUGACGUUUACAGAGUUCAUUUCGCUAAUAAAUGAGUUUAAGAUGUAGAGAAUGCCACGGGACGACUCGUUGGAUCCGCAAAUAACCCAUUUUUCUAAGAAUACGCUUCUUAGCCUGGUAUGGAUUAGCUUGACGCUAACUGUCUGCAAAGGUCUAAUGAGCAGCCUGAAAAGAGCUCACGAACAGCUUGCAAAUAGCAGCCAUGGGGGGUUACAGUUGGAGCAAACUGAUCCAUCAAUAAAAAAGCCACCGAGUCUGACGUUAUGGUGUACUUAACCGCAGCUGUUGCUUUUCUCUCAGACAAGUCACAAAUGUACACAACUUUAAAGCACUUGACAAGAAUCUUAAAGAUCCCGUGAAAUCAAAAUCGCUUAGUUUGUGUGUUAGCUCUGAGGCUAAUGCUAGCUGACAAAGCUAACACACAACAUUUUAAAUUUAUAGUUUUCUGGUAAAGCGAACCUAAAUGUUAAAUUACAAAUUUUUGUCCAAUCAAAAGCUCUAGAAUGAAGUCUGAAUUGGUGGAUAUUUGUUAGCUUUGAUGCCAAUUCUAGAGUAAUAAGGUACUAAAUUGCGUUUUACCAGCAAUAUGCAUUUAAUUUUACGUCUCUCGUUUUUCACUUGGAAAAUGGACCAAAAAUGCUGAUUUAUCAUGCACUACCAAUUUUUGUCCAAUCAGAUGCUACACUAAUACUACUGUACCUGCAAGUAACAACAGCAAGAUGUUUAGUUUAGUCCUUUUUUUACUUGUUUUCCAGUAAAAAAAUAUUAUAAAUAUCUAAAAAAUUAUAUAGAUUAAGACCUGUUUUCAUAUAAUGUAUCUUCAAUAUGUGUAUUUUGUCUCAUCAAAGAUUUAUUUUUAGAUAUUUGAAAUGGAAAAUUAGAUGCAGUACUUUCUAAGAGUAGAGUUUUUGCAGUGUAAUAAAUAGCACAUUAUGGCUGUAAUGUAAACUAAACGCUAUUGGCUAUUUCAAAUAAGUUGACACGCCCCUGACUUCCUGUUUCGAAAAGGAAUUGCGUCAACGCUAUACUCAUCAUGAUUUCACAGGGUCUUUAACUAUUAAAUGGACAGUAUUCUUGAAACGAGUUGUUUUCCUAUGCAUUUAAAGUUCGUACAUUUUUACGUUCUAUCCACGCUGCCGUUACGCUACUCUCACCGUUUGCCAACUCGCCAAUUCCACACUGCCUUCAUAGAUAUGCCAAAACUACAGAUAAUACAGUGACACAGAAGUACAGGAAGUUCAGGUCCUCCCAGAAUUCACAAAUAAACAGAAAUAGAUGCAAAAACAGAACUCUAGAAUCUAGGUAGGACAGAAAAGCACAUGUUUUGACCUCAUUUGAUUUCCACUGUGGAUAUUUGACCUGUUUGUCUUACCUAAAAAUAUAUCUGUAUGUUAAAUGUUUAAUCUCGCAGACGUCAGAAAUAAGUUUUGCCGGAAAACAUUAACGUCGCCCGUAUAUCACAGCCGUUUUUUUAGCCUCAGGUCGCACCGAAAUGGAUCGCAUUCGAUUCACAGGUUAUAAUGGCCUUUUUCUGCUGAACUCUCUCCAUUUCAUCUUCCCUCUCCUGUCCUGUGGUUGCAUAUCAGAAUGUGGUGAUAUACAGACACGCAGCCCUCGGGCAUCGGCGCUCUAAUAACCUCAUGUUGCAGGGGCCUUCCUCACAGAAUCUCUCCAUGCCAGAUGUGAAUUAUUAAAAUCAAAUUAAAUUUGGCCUGCAUGUAAAAGCAAGUGUAAUACAAAUUAAAAAUGGCAACUAGUGCCUGAAGUUUAAUAAGUUUGAAGGAUGAUAUCAUUACAGCUUGAAAGAAAAAAAAUGAGAUUGGAAAGGCAUAUAAAAUGAAACUUGAUGUGUUGAAAGGUGAACCGACGGCGUUAAUACAAAUUGCGUUUGCGCCAGAAACGAGGGGGUGGGGGGGUGUUUUGCACUACAGGUAUUUCUGAAGAAACCAGACCACCAGCAUUUCAUACUUGCUUUCUUCUCAUUCAAACCACGUUCAUGUUUCGUUCCUCAGAUCUUCAUGCCGAACUUUGAUCUAUGAGCAUGCUCA
Onychostoma macrolepis is the source of this 5882-nucleotide messenger RNA. RefSeq names its product cugbp, Elav-like family member 5a (gene celf5a). NCBI's taxonomy places the organism in Eukaryota, Metazoa, Chordata, Actinopteri, Cypriniformes, Cyprinidae. The transcript is spliced from 12 exons. Gene Ontology annotation, molecular function: mRNA binding. Bases 488 to 2161 code for a protein of 557 amino acids. Gene Ontology annotation, biological process: regulation of alternative mRNA splicing, via spliceosome; mRNA splice site recognition. The record is from RefSeq and is a predicted model, not a curated record. Gene Ontology annotation, cellular component: ribonucleoprotein complex; cytoplasm; nucleus.